AUGCCGCCCGUAGCGUACCCCUCGUUCUUUCUUGUUCUGCUCCAGGCAUGGCGUGCCGUGGGCUUGCCCCAGGGUAUCACGCCCUCCGUGCAGCCGAGCUGUUUCCCGACGACCACGACGGUCUAUGGCAUUCCAACCGCCGUUACCGACUUCGGUUCUUUCGUGUCGUCCAUGAAUAGCCUUUACUCGACUUCAGGCGUCCCCUUCUCCGGAACCAGGGUCCCGUUCUUCACCUCGGUCGUCCAGGUUUCCCCCGGAAAGCUGUACACGGGUUACGGGUAUUACGACUCGGAAGCACUCAAAAGUGCGGGCUAUAGCAUCAUCACUUCGGUCGUCACCACCACCACGUGUCCCACGUCGUCCUUGACGCCGACUCUGCCCCCGUCCCCAACCGGUUCUCUGUGCAGCCCGCACGGCGACCACUGGCACUGUGAGCCGUACCCAUCAAGCACACAAUCAUCGGCGGGAGAAUGCGAGCCCCAUGGAGAUCACUGGCACUGUCCUCCGGGCGUUCCCGAGCCUACCACGCCUCCGCCGGCUGAGACGACAACCACAUCAUCACCACCAGCCGGGGAGUGCGAGCCUCACGGCGACCAUUGGCACUGCCCCCCUGGUGUUCCUGAGCCUACCACCCCUCCUCCGGCCAACACACCCACCACCUCACCGCCCUUGGCCGGCGAGUGCGAGCCUCACGGCGACCAUUGGCAUUGCCCCUCCGGCGUCCCGGAGCCCACUACUCCACCAUCCAGCCCCUCAGCGGUGCCCACAAACCCGCCCACCCACGGCGAAUGUGAGCCCCACGGCGACCACUGGCACUGCCCGCCGGGUGUCCCCGAGCCCACCACACCCCCGGGUUCCACUCCAACCGACACCCCAGGAGACGGAAACAGCGGCGAAUGCGAACCCCACGGCGACCACUGGCAUUGCCCUCCCGGCGUGCCCGAGCCCACCACCCCGCCUGGCACCUCCCCCACCGAUGCCCCGGGCGGUGGUGGUGGAGAGGAAGGUGACGGCGGCGGCGAAUGUGAGCCGCACGGCGAUCACUGGCACUGUCCUGAUGGCGUGCCCGAGCCGACGACCCCGCCUGGUGGUGACGGCGGUGCAGCAGUGACUUCGGCGACUACGACGGCGCCGUCGGCUGUGGUGACGGCUGGUGGGGGACGGGUUGCCCAAAGCUACCUAUCCAGUGCUUCUGAACAAGGUAUCGGCGGCGCCCACACAGGUCUCAUUGGCAUGCGGCCAUGA
Molecule: messenger RNA, 1245 nt
Organism: Chaetomium globosum CBS 148.51
Lineage: Eukaryota; Fungi; Ascomycota; Sordariomycetes; Sordariales; Chaetomiaceae
Exons: 4
Coding region: 1-1245 (414 amino acids)
Source: RefSeq, a predicted model, not a curated record